Molecule: messenger RNA, 635 nt
Organism: Diachasmimorpha longicaudata
Lineage: Eukaryota; Metazoa; Arthropoda; Insecta; Hymenoptera; Braconidae
Exons: 3
Coding region: 138-452 (104 amino acids)
Source: RefSeq, a predicted model, not a curated record
GCAGGAAACUACUUAUUGAUUUUUCAAUGCUGAUAUUUCACGCUUUUUUGUUUUUCCUAUCAAACUCAAAAUUUUCUGCUGUCCAAGAGAAUAAAAAAAUCGCAAAUGGAAGAAUUUAUUGGCGUUUAAACUGAGUCAUGUUAAAUCGAAAACCAGUCAAUUCCUCGCUCUACAAAAAUAGUUUUAGGUACUUGAGCCAAAAGAGUAACGGGACCAACCUGAACAAAUUCCAAGCUAAACGAAUCGCGUUCGAGAGUGAUUACUACUACAAGCAAAAUAAAGAACUGCGGGAAUUAUUGAAGCGAAAAACCCAGGAGGAGGUGCAGAAGAUGCAGAACAAAGUUCGCUCCAUGCAGCGUCAAAUUAACGAGUAUAAUCGCGACAUAAAUGAGACACUGAGAUUUUUAGAAAAUUUGGAUAAGAACGUUACCUCUAAGGAGAAGAAAACCUGAGUCAACAGUAAAAAUUCAGAGGUCUGUCUGAUAUUUAUAAACAUUUUGUGGACAAAAAAAUUAAAAAUGUGCGCUCUGAUCCAAAUUAAAUAAUUAAAAGAGAGAAACUUUAUUUUCUCUGUUCUCACGACUCACGAGUCUUCACUCCCAGAUUUAAGAGAAUUAAUUUCAAUGAUUAAAUAA